Hevea brasiliensis (rubber tree) is the source of this 1449-nucleotide messenger RNA. RefSeq names its product plant intracellular Ras-group-related LRR protein 7. The record is from RefSeq and is a predicted model, not a curated record. Bases 262 to 1047 code for a protein of 261 amino acids. Gene Ontology annotation, molecular function: protein binding. The transcript has 10 exons. Lineage: Eukaryota; Viridiplantae; Streptophyta; Magnoliopsida; Malpighiales; Euphorbiaceae.
AGAAAAAAAGGGAGAAUAGUCAAACAAGGCAAAGUCUCACAUUCAGAUGCACGGAGCCCGCAAAAUCCAACAAAACCCAACGACUCGAGGGGUCCUUCCAAUAACUAAAUGACGAAUCUGGCACCUUGACCCACACCUAAAACCUCCUCUCUUUGCUUACUGGGGGCAACAAAACCAAAACUCCAGCUUUUGAUUCUUGUUUCUCUAUACUUCUAUUGCUUUUUGUGGUGUAAAAUUCUUAUCACGAGAGUUCGAACGAAGAUGGGUUGCUGUCCCAGCCAAAACGCCGAUUCCAAAGCCAGCAGGACCGCCCGUUGGCGAUCCACGGGCAUUGUUGCCCUGCGUGAUGCUAAAUUGAAGACUUUUCCGGAUGAGGUUCUUGAUUUAGACAAAAGUGUGCGCACCCUCGAUUUAACUCACAACAAAUUAGUUGGCAUUCCUAUGGAGAUUAGCCAAUUAGUCAACAUGCAGCGCCUGGUUUUGGCUGAUAAUCUUAUUGAGCGACUACCAAUUAACUUGGGGAAGCUGCAGUCUUUAAAAGUUAUGAUACUCGAUGGGAAUCAAAUUACUUACUUGCCUGAUGAAAUGGGCCAGCUGGUGAGGCUUGAGCGUUUGUCAAUCUCAGGAAAUAUGUUAACUUUCUUGCCCGAGACAAUUGGGAGCUUGCGCAAUCUAUCACUAUUAAAUGUUUCAAAUAACAAGUUAAAGGCUCUUCCAGAAUCAAUUGGGAGUUGCUUCUCUCUGGAAGAAUUACAAGCAAAUGAUAAUUUAAUUGAAGACCUUCCUGGAUCAAUAUGCAAUCUCGUUCACUUGAAGUCGCUUUCCUUGAACAACAAUAAUGUGAGCCAGAUUCCUUCAAAUCUGUUGAAAGACUGCAAAGCUCUCCAGAAUAUUUCCCUUCAUGACAAUCCUAUUUCUAUGGAUCAAUUUCAGCAGAUGGAAGGAUUUCAAGAAUUUGAAGCAAGAAGAAAGAGGAAAUUUGACAAACAAAUUGAUUCAAAUGUGAUGAUCAGUUCCAAAGGGCUUGACGAGGGCGUUGAUCUAUGAUGAUACCAUGCCAGAUGAAGAUAUAAAUUAGGACUUCUCUGGAACAGAAUGCAUGACAGAGUUGGACUGGUUGAGGCUAUGUUUAAUGCAAGGAAUGGGAAUUGGAUCUCAACAGCUGUAGAUUCCUAAUAGCUCUUCUUCAGAUCAGUAUUCAUUUUGAAUUCUUGGCAGAUUUGAAAUAAAAUAUAAUCUCAACUGGUUUUCUUAUUGUGAAUGUCAAUGAUAGAAGUUUCUCUGCUAGAUACUGGACUGUCAUGUGCAGGUUUAUAUACGGUGGUGGUUCCCUUUUUAAGAUUUUAUAUAAUAUAUAUUGCUAAUUGUAAGCUUAAGUGGUGGAGCUGCUUCCUGAAAUCUCUCUUCCAUCUUUAAUUAUCCAAUGGGAAAUUUAUAAUUUGGUCUCUA